Scatophagus argus is the source of this 1088-nucleotide messenger RNA. RefSeq names its product complement C1q tumor necrosis factor-related protein 5-like. The transcript has 5 exons. Lineage: Eukaryota; Metazoa; Chordata; Actinopteri; Scatophagidae. Bases 73 to 753 code for a protein of 226 amino acids. The record is from RefSeq and is a predicted model, not a curated record. Gene Ontology annotation, molecular function: protein binding.
ACUUUGCUUUCUGGGCACAGAGACACCAGAAGUCUAUUAGAGUGUUAGUGAGGUACAGCUCUCUACAGGAAAAUGAGCUCCACCAAGAUAUGCUCUGUUUUUGCUACUGUGUUAGCGUUAUGUGUAACCAGUCUGGUUGAAGCAGGACCAGUGGGACAGGUCAGCAGCCAUCAGACAGCAGCCAAACAACAGGGGGGCGCUGUUCUUUUUUUUACUGCCCACCAGGGUCGCCUGACAGAUCUUGAGUUCAAUCCAAUCAUCUUCAACCAGGUCCUUUUAAACCAGGGCUCAGCCUACAAUAAUGUUACGGGUGUGUUCACUGCGCCGGUGGCUGGCAUCUACCAGUUUGUGUUUGCUGCUCAGCUUUGUCGAGGAUCCCACAAUAACGUAUGGCACUUCAUGGUCAAUGGGGAGAAGACGAUGGCAUGUCAUGCCCAGGUGACUGGUGGUGACACAACCCUCAACACCUGCUACUUGAUGGAGAAACUGAAGAAAGAUGACCAGGUGUGGAUAAACCAGAAUAUAGGAAGUUGUGCAUGGGGAAGCAUUGGCUCCAAAACCAUCACCUUCUCUGGUCUCCUGCUGACAAGUGAGGGUGUGUCUAUGCUGGGAGGGAAGUCUGGCUUUAGCAGCUCCUGUGUACUUCCCAGCUUGAACCAACACAGGAAGACAGCGUCCAGCUCUCCAGGGCAAUCUGCUACUUUGUCUAGCAUGGCCAUCACUCUGCUGCUCUGCUGUCUCCUCUGGGAUUAAUCAUGGAAAGUUAAUGAAAUAUGGCGAAUGUAUUAGCAAAACAAAAUGUCCAUACACAUCAAGUAGACACAGAGCUACAUCAGCAUUCAUGCUUCUUGCUACCUGAUUAAUUGAAGUUAAUAUAUAAUCUCUUUUUACCUAUUUUUUGAUUCCCGCCAAAUCCUGAAGUAUACAUCUGGUUACAUCAGCUUUAAUAUUUGGGCUUAAAAGGACCCUGAUUUCACUCUGAUUUCUUAUUUUAAUUGAAUUCUUCUGUUGCUGUGUUGAUGAUGCACAUGUGCUAUUUAAAUUUUGGGUCAAAUAAAAUCAAAUUUGAUUCAUCAUUUUAAACUCCU